AUGAAGACCAUUGGCAAAUCACCUCGUUCCGUUAACAGGGUAAAAAGCGAAUAUACCAUCACCGGACCCAAAAUGAACCGCGGUACACCGCCGGCAUUAAGCACCCCAAUAAACACUCGGAUUCCCGGGUCAAAGUCUUCAAUAUCUCCUCAAACCGUGUUUUAUAAAAAGACCAUCCCAAGAAAACUGAUGAUCGGUGAUGUAACACCGCAUCUCACUCGCUCGAGUCCAUCUUCCAAGGCAGUACGCAAAAUUAUGUAUGUCAAUACAUCGGACAAGCUGAACACUUGCAUGUGUGAUCCGGAGUUGCUGGGGAAGGACACCAGCCAUCCAAACUGCACCUUCGUGAACAUUUGCAACGAACACAGGCGGGGUGUAUUUCGCUGCAGAGAAUAUUUUUCGUGGCUAUGGCAAAUGGUCGGGUGGAUGGCACAAGUAUUGUUGGCGAGUAUUGUUGUGUUCGUAGUGUGCAAUGCUGCUCUGAACGGGGUCUAUUGGAUGUUUGGUGGAAAGUUCAAGAAAAGUAGCAACGAAGAGAUGCAUGCAGCGGAGGAAAGCAUGCUCUACGACGAGAAGGAAGACGAAGCGGAGCAAUUGAAUCAUAACCUAAUGGAGUUCAACCCAAAGGGGUAUAGUUUGACCGAAACAACACAUACGUUUAAUAUUCUAGACCUCUUUAUAAUGACGCUAGAGCUUAUGAAUGGCUUUUUUGGCUGGAUCGGUACCAUACUGCUGCCUGGUGAGGAAUAA
Anopheles marshallii is the source of this 750-nucleotide messenger RNA. RefSeq lists its product as uncharacterized. Lineage: Eukaryota; Metazoa; Arthropoda; Insecta; Diptera; Culicidae. The coding region runs from base 1 to 750 and encodes 249 amino acids. The transcript has 3 exons. The record is from RefSeq and is a predicted model, not a curated record.